GCGCUCUAGUAUUCAUCCACCCAUUCGUCCCCAUGACACGAUACAAGAAGCACGUGAAAAAUUUCUCUCGUUCUAUAUCGCCGUAAAAAUGGGGAACUAGUCGCUUAAAAGCGUCGCGCACCUAGUGUGCAGGAGAAAGUUUACGAAAAUGGAAGCCAAUAUGGCGUUUUAUAUUCAACCAUCUGUCGUCCAAUCGACAAAGGACGCAUUUUACGGACCAAGCAGCGGAUCAGGUGUAAUUGCCCAAUACAUAUCGCAAGAAAAUGGAGAACACAAUGUCAUUGUACAGUCUCGAUUGGGAGUUGAAGCAGGAGCCCCUGUGGAAGCAGGAGCCCUGUUCGCCAUCGUAUGUCACCCUUGAUGGCAAUGACGAGUGCUGGCUGCCCAAUGAUGAUUUAGCAAAUACACAAGAAGAGCCUUUCCAUCAAAAACCACUUUCACGUGGGGAGGUUGCGGCUAAAUUACUAGAAGACCUAGAAGAUCUCACUGAGUGGAUCAAGUGUGAACCUUUCAACAAUUGGUUGGAGGAGAAGACUGAUCUACCUAUUCUGGAAGAUUUACCAGUGGAGCAACCUCGUGAUACUUUCUAUGGUGUCAGAGCCCCACUACAUGAGGCUGUGAAACAACAGUCACUGGUGGCCGAUGCCUCUCACAUUUCCAAGGAGGUGCUUCAACCAUCACUGUCUGCCCCUGUCUCUCAGACAGAGACACUGCUUCAAGAAUUUGAGUCUGCAUUUAGAGAAGUUGAACUAAACAAUGGAACCCUCACACCACCUCAGAGUCCCACAAUUGCAAAUUCUGUUACUCAUUACUCACCAACAGAUAGUGUUGUAUCUAAUGAUGCCUUUCUCAUUUCGGAGCCACACAUUCUCCCCAUCCAUGCCACUGCAGUUCCAGUAAAUGUUACUGCCGUUGGCCCAUUCAUAGAAGUAAUUUCUGAAAAGAAAGAUACAUUUUUCACCAACCUCGAACAGAUGGUCCCUUCUACUCCUGCGCCAGAUAUUGCAAAAGAAUUAGCCGACGUAGAUGAGCUGGUACGAUCUCGAGCAGAAGACAUGGAUGUUAGCAGUAAUGCGUGGCAAGAUGUUAACUGCAGGUUCACAAGUGAUUCUAAAGAUGGAUACGAGCCUCAUGUGUUACCACUGAGCCCUAGUACAAGUUCCAACAGCAGUUUUGAAAGCAGUGAAGAAAGUGCUGAUGACCCUGAGUGGGUUCCAGCAGCAGAACAGCUGUCUUCACCUGGGCCACAGAAAUCAUCAGGAAGGAAGAGAGGUUCUUCAUCUAAACCUUAUGCUCGUCCAGGGGUGGAAGAAAAGAAAUUACGUAAAAAGGAACAAAACAAAAAUGCUGCUACCCGCUACCGUCAGAAGAAGAAGGCAGAAAUUGAAGAAAUCUUGUCAGAAGAGAGAGCCCUGGAACAGAAGAAUUCUGAACUUACACAGAAAAUAACUGAUCUGUCACGUGAAAUAAAGUACCUGAAGGGGCUCAUGAGGGACGUGUUUCGAGCAAAAGGACUGAUAAAGUAAUGUAUUUAAUAAUUCAGUGAAUGUAUCAUUUGGUCUGAAUUGUUAGCAUUAGCUUCAUGCCAUAAGUUCUGUUGAGUACAAGUACUUAAUUAUUAGUUAAUGAUCCUAAGGCGUUUACCCAAGGAAAUUUAAACUUAGUGCAAAUGGAAAGGCUGUUUUUGUGUAAAGUGUUAAUUCAUCCUUUGGACAGUAUUCUGCAGGGUGGUUACACUGUCUCCGCUGGUUCACUAUACCAUUGUGUGCGUUGUGAUUGUAGAUAGCUAACUCUCAUUGUGAUGACGUACAAUGUACUGAUGCUGAGAAUGGCGGUUGUUAUCAUAUCACUACCCACACAGUGGCAUGGAUGCAAUGUAUUUGCUUCAUUGUUUUAAUCUGUCAUCAGUCAGGCAUUUCUUGUGUGCUGUUAAAAUAUCAAUGGAAUAUUAACUUAAACUCUUUAAUGAGACACGCUGUUAGGUAAGUAAAUAAUUUUAGAAUAGUUUAGUUUUCUUCUACUUGUGUGUGUGUCUCAUACUUUAUAUUUUUUACUUGGAACUUUUAAGCCUUAUUACUGUAAACACUGAAUGAGUAAUAAAUGGAGAACCUGGUGGAAAAA
Molecule: messenger RNA, 2121 nt
Organism: Schistocerca americana (American grasshopper)
Lineage: Eukaryota; Metazoa; Arthropoda; Insecta; Orthoptera; Acrididae
Gene: crc
Product: activating transcription factor of chaperone
Exons: 3
Coding region: 264-1526 (420 amino acids)
Biological process (GO): regulation of transcription by RNA polymerase II
Cellular component (GO): nucleus
Molecular function (GO): DNA-binding transcription activator activity, RNA polymerase II-specific; RNA polymerase II transcription regulatory region sequence-specific DNA binding
Source: RefSeq, a predicted model, not a curated record